This is a messenger RNA of Trichobilharzia szidati, 890 nucleotides long. The record is from the annotation of a GenBank genome assembly. NCBI's taxonomy places the organism in Eukaryota, Metazoa, Platyhelminthes, Trematoda, Strigeidida, Schistosomatidae.
AUGUAUAAUAUUAAAGUCUAUUUGCACGUUCAUUGUUAUCAGAAGUUUGAAAACGAGACAGAUAACAAAAUGUCAAGUAAAAUUGCGAGAUCGGACAUUUUGAAAACGUCAAGUUUCGGUCUACGACCAGGCGGCUUCCUGCACUUCUUCAUCUGGAUGAUGAUUGAUACAUUCCUAAUGCUUUUAAUGACGGUGGGAAUGCUUGUCAUGGUUAACAAAAUAAAUGGCCUAUGUAACUGGAUAACGGAGAAUAAAUGGAUCUCAAUUCUUUUGAUACUACUUGCAGCACUUCCGAUGUUCAUCCUCGCAUUACUCAAAAUACUUAAAAUUCGCCGUGAUGUUGAUCACUUUCUGAUAGGAUUCAGUUUCCUACUAUGUUCCAUGGGAUUCGCCACUAUGUACCGGGGUUUCAAUAUCUUCAAUGCUUCAAUAUCUUUUGGUGUGACGAUAGCACUAACUACAUUUGUGAUCGUUUUGGCUUUAUACCUGCGAAAUUCAUCCACUGCUUUGACCAUCACACUAUUCGCAUUCAUGUGCGUUUUGGUGAUCACUGGAGUCAUUGUGUACGUUGUUCAGAUCAUACAACAUGUACCCCAGCGGAUUUACACAAAUACUAUUGCAGUUUCCUUCGGCAUCGCUGUGGCUUUAGCGAUGUUCUUGACAAUGAACAGACUGCGGUUUUGCAUCUCAUACAAGAGCACUUAUUGCACAAUCAUAUUUCGAGCGUUCUGUUUAUGGCUGGAAAUUCUUGGACUGUUCACAGCAAUAUACGCUAUCUUUGAAAAUAAAAAUCCACCAUGUCCACAAAACUUUUUGACAUUGAUGAGUGCAUAAAUAUCUUUUAACUUGAAUAUUAUAUUUUUCCAAAAAAUAUAUAAUUAAAACAUGGA